This is a messenger RNA of Penaeus chinensis, 2026 nucleotides long. RefSeq names its product early growth response protein 1-B-like. Bases 1 to 1785 code for a protein of 594 amino acids. NCBI's taxonomy places the organism in Eukaryota, Metazoa, Arthropoda, Malacostraca, Decapoda, Penaeidae. The transcript is spliced from 6 exons. Gene Ontology annotation, cellular component: nucleus. Gene Ontology annotation, molecular function: DNA-binding transcription factor activity, RNA polymerase II-specific; RNA polymerase II transcription regulatory region sequence-specific DNA binding. The record is from RefSeq and is a predicted model, not a curated record. Gene Ontology annotation, biological process: regulation of transcription by RNA polymerase II; embryo development.
AUGAAUACGCGAGAGGGCGGGCCAGAUCUCUCGGGCCGGUUAGCAAUCAUCGAAUCACUCGCACGCAUCACCGAAUCAAUCGUGUGCAAUUGCAAUUCAUCUCUGAUUCUGACCGUCGCCGCCAGCGGGCAAGAGCGGCAGCCCCAUGAUCGCUUAAUCAGUGAAUACCGUGACUCCCCUAAAGAUUAUGCGGCGGGAAGCGACCAGACCUUCUCUCGAACGACCCGCGGAACCAGAAGCCUUCACUGUUCCUUAGGCAGAAGAGGCGCUCGAGGCUCUCCAGGCGGCGUCGGCGAGGGCGGUCGCCCAUUAGCCAUCCGGACCACAAGUACAGGUGCUAAUGACCUAACGACCGGCUGGGAGGAUGGGCGUCUGCUUAGCCUCGGGGCGUGUGGGCGGGAGUCGAACCUGGCAGUUAUUUCUCCUCGAACUCUUAAGCAAGAAAUUCCGUCUUGUAGGAGGGACUUCAUUAAGACACGUUUUGGUGUGGGAAUGUGUCAGUGGCACCGAGGGUCAGCUAGGUGUCACCAGCCAGUGCCAAGGUCGAGCGAGGUCAACGGGGGUCAAGCGGUGGUCAGCUCAGGGUAUCCUUGUGAUUCCCGCUCGGUGCAGGUAGUUGGACUGUCAAAUAGCAUUUCUUCGUCGCCGCCUCGCUUCUGCGCCGCCCAGCAGUCAGUCCGAUCACGGGAAGUGGCCCGCGCUCUGAACCGAGGCGUAGAGAGCAGCAAAGAGUGUCGGCCGCGAGGAGCCAUGGCCGCGAGUCGGGAAGAGGAGCGGUCGGCCGAGAAGGAGUCGGGUCUGCUGACUCCCCCGCCCACGCCCACGAGUCCGUGCGGGUUCCAGUUCCCCGGUAUGGGCGGCAGUGGAGAUCGAGGGUCUGCCUUCACGCCCUGGGUGCCCAGGGGCCCCUCCCUCCUGCCUCUGCUCCCGCCCUUCCCCAUCCUCCCCACCAUCGCCUCCGUCGCCGCCGUCGCCAAGCAGCAGUCGACGUCCCUGGCCAUCGACCCUCGUGUGCUGGGGAUGCUGCAGAGCUACGGGUCCCUGGGGCAGCUGCCGUGGGCCGCCCUGGGCGCCAGCGGCGACCUGGCCCUCAACCGCCUGCUCCUGACCCCCGGAGGCCGCCUGAGCCGCCCCAAGAAGCGCUACAUCUGCAAGUAUUGCCAGCGGGAGUUCACCAAGAGCUACAACCUGCUGAUCCACGAGCGAACCCACACGGACGAGCGGCCUUUCCCGUGCGACAUCUGCGGCAAGGCCUUCAGGAGGCAGGACCACCUCCGCGACCACAAGUACAUCCACAGCAAGGAGAAGCCCUUCAAGUGCGACGUGUGCGCCAAGGGCUUCUGCCAGGCGCGCACGCUCGCCGUGCACAAGGCCCAGCACGCCCACGACGGCGCCGUGGCCGCGCCCGCCCAGCCCUCGCCCCCCCCGCCCGCCGCGCCCAGGGUGAGCGCCCCCGCGGAGAGCCGCCCCGCCAGCGUCACCGUCACGCCCGUGCUCAGAACCACCACCACGCCCGCCCUGCUCGGCGCGCCCAUCCUCUCGCCGCCCACCAGCGCCUCGCCCACGCUGCCCCCCGCCACGCCCGCGCUGCCGAAGGACGUGACGUUGAUUCCCAUCUACAGGUUCCCGCUCAAGAAGGAGGCGCCGGCGGAGGAGGAGAGCCUGAAGCGGCGGCUGGAGGGCCUGAGUCUCCCGGCGGCCAAGAAGCCCUUCCUGCAGACGGAGGAGGAGGCGGAGGGCGCCAAGAAGCGGCGCGGCUUCUCUAUCGACGACAUCAUGAAGUAGCCGCCCACGCCCCCCCCCCCCCCCCCCCACGCCGCCCUCGCUCCGGCCUUUUCUUUUUUUUCUUCUUUUCUUUCCUUAACAGCGUCUUUCCAACUUGUUUUAUAUUUCCAAAUUAUCGCCUUUCAUUUUACCUGUUCAUUACCCCCCCCCUUUCUUCUCUUUUAUUUCUCCGUCUUUCAUACUUUCUCUUAUUCACCUUUUCAUAUUUUCAUUUUUUAUUUUUCCCUUUCUUCCCCCCCCC